AUGCACGACGGAGAAGAAGAACCUUGCAGUUACUUGCACACUUUGUAUCUCAACGGUUCCCCCGGCUCUUGUCGGUCUGCCCAGCAUCGGAUGACUCAGCCGCGACUACACACAGAAAGGGUUCAUUCCCAGUGGUACGGAGGACGGAGUACCGGCACAAAUAACAAAUACCACGUCCAGGUUGUUAAUUGCGGUGACACUGAUGAUGAUGACAGGAGGCUGCAGUUGAAACUAUUUGCUGCGAGGCAUCAAAAUGCAUUCAGGGAUAUGUACGGGGUAGUAUAUCAGAACCCUUCAGAGUUAUUGGUUUAA
Molecule: messenger RNA, 312 nt
Organism: Aspergillus luchuensis
Lineage: Eukaryota; Fungi; Ascomycota; Eurotiomycetes; Eurotiales; Aspergillaceae
Exons: 1
Coding region: 1-312 (103 amino acids)
Source: RefSeq, a predicted model, not a curated record